This is a messenger RNA of Cladophialophora immunda, 1440 nucleotides long. RefSeq lists its product as uncharacterized. Gene Ontology annotation, molecular function: 3-beta-hydroxy-Delta5-steroid dehydrogenase (NAD+) activity; 3-beta-hydroxysteroid dehydrogenase [NAD(P)+]/C4-decarboxylase activity. Bases 1 to 1440 code for a protein of 479 amino acids. Gene Ontology annotation, cellular component: endoplasmic reticulum. The transcript has 3 exons. Gene Ontology annotation, biological process: ergosterol biosynthetic process. The record is from RefSeq and is a predicted model, not a curated record. Lineage: Eukaryota; Fungi; Ascomycota; Eurotiomycetes; Chaetothyriales; Herpotrichiellaceae.
AUGGAGCUUCCGUGGUCGCUGUUACUCUCUGCCCUUGUGCUGUUGCUGUUCGCCUAUCUCUAUCAUGUGAACCGAGCAAUAUCAACUCUUCCAGAAGAAGCCGAGAAGCUGGCCGGCAGACCAUGGACGGAAGAAGUGGCUCAAGCCGCGUACGAGAAGUGCCGCAGAGACAGGCCGGAUUUCCUGAAGUAUCUUCCACCAAAGCAAAACAGAAGAUAUGUCGUGUUUGGCGGAUCAGGUCUUGUUGGCGGCUGGAUCGUCGAGCACCUGCUCAUGCGAGGAGAAAGCCCUUCAGCAAUACGCAUCGCAGACCUCCAAGCCCCUCGACGGGAACAAGCAGUCAAGCAACACGUGCCAUACUUCAAGGCCGAUGUCACAGAUCCGGCCUCUGUGUCCAAGGUCUUCACCACUUCCUGGCCGGCGGAAUGUGCCCAGUUGCCCCUAACGGUCUUCCACACCGUAGCUUACAUCCAUGCCGGCUACCGCAAGGCAGACUUCCUUGGCAAGUAUAUGAUGGUCAACGUCGAUGGCACGCAGAACGUCCUCGAGGCAGCGAAGGCGGCAGGUUGUGACGUCUUUAUCGCAACCUCCUCUUGCAGCGUGGCUAUUAAGCCCGUCGAUUUCUUCAUUUUCCCUUGGGAGAAGCAUCCGAGGAACUUUGUGCAGUUGUCGGACAAUGGUGAACCGCCACCGCUGAAAUCGGAGAACUUUGCCGGUUGCUAUGCAUACACAAAGGCGUUGGCAGAGAAACUGGUGAGGGACGCCGACAGCAAGAAAGACUCGUUCAGAACCGGCGCCAUCAGACCCGGGCAUGCCAUCUACGGCCAUGGGGACAGCAACCAGAAUAGUAUUGUCUGGGACUAUCUUCGCCGUGGAGGACUGCAGACAUGGCUGACCCCUUUCGUCCUGCAAUUCGUCUCUGCACAGAACGUCUCCCUCGCCCACCUGCUCUACGAAGCACGCCUUGUCUCAGGCCACGACAUCGGCGGCAACGCCUACGCGGUAUGCGACCCAGGUCCGCCGUUCCGCUACGGUGACCUGUACCAACUGGCCACGACACUCGCACACCCGAGCACGCCCAUGAAAUGGCCCAAAGUCCCGCCUCUCCCGGUCAUCUUCGCGUCCUAUCUUAUUGAAGGAUACAUGCUCCUCCGACACCGCUACAUCCGCUUCUUACCCGAGAUCACCAACUUUGACCUCUCAAUGCUGCAGCGCGCCGUGUUCAAUUACUCCACCCUCGUCAUCAUCUACGACGACUCCCGCGCUAGGAGAGAGCUGGGAUACAACCCGGGCCACGAUACGCUGGAGGGUGUGUGCUUGCACAUGAUCGAGUGGAACGAAAAGGUGGAGGCCAGUCUGAAGGCGAAAGGUGAGGUGGAGGACAAGGCGACCGUCCUGGAGAAGACCGUGCCGGUAGUACCCAAGCGUGUCACGGCGUGA